Molecule: messenger RNA, 906 nt
Organism: Bombus pyrosoma
Lineage: Eukaryota; Metazoa; Arthropoda; Insecta; Hymenoptera; Apidae
Product: MAD2L1-binding protein
Exons: 2
Coding region: 13-765 (250 amino acids)
Biological process (GO): regulation of exit from mitosis
Cellular component (GO): nucleus
Source: RefSeq, a predicted model, not a curated record
ACAAAAGUUAAAAUGAAUAUUAACGUAAUGUUGGAUGAACAUUUGACAAGCCAUAGUUGUGUGAAACUCGUAAUUGAAUUCCUGAAAUAUAUUUUAUAUCAGAAACAGCAAAUACCCUUUACAUAUGAUUCACUAUCUAAGUUACAAAUGAAAUCAACGGACAGAAAUUCGUCUGCUAUAAAAACAUUAUUGAAUUCUUUGAGAAGCACCUCAGAACAGUUAAAUUUGCAGUUUCAUCUAAAAGGCUGCAAAAUCAAAGAAAUUGCUAUACUUAUUGGUGCUACAAUAAUAUCACCAAGAUUACACAUCCGAAUUGAAUUUCCAUCUGAUAUUCUUAGUAGCCAAGAACAUUUGGAAUGUAAACAUGCAUCUAGGAAACCACUGUUAAGUUUAAUGAGGUCAAUGUUGGAAUGUCCAGCAUUUCAAGAUGCAUUGACUUUACCAUUGCAUCCUACAAACACCUUUGUGCUAAUACAAAAGAGUGAUAGUAAUUCAGUGUCGGAGUUCUUUUUACCUAAACCGUUAUAUGUACCUUCCAAACAGAACUCGAAUUAUUUUGUAAUUAAACUGCAACACAAGGAUCAAGUAAAAAUAGACUGUAAUUGCAUAAAUGUAGUGAAAGUUUACAACGAAGUGUCUGAGUCUAAUACUAAUAUAGACAAAGACAUUGAAUUUUUAAAUAAUUCUAAUGUGAGUAUCACACAUGUUCCCUAUCAAUGGUAUCAAUCUAAAGAAGUGAUUAAAGGGUUUAAGUUUAUAAGAUGACCAUAGUUUUAAGAUCUAAUUUUAAGAUAACCAAUUAAUAAAAUUAUAGCAAAUUUUUAAUAAAUAUUGAACAUUAGAUUAAUUUCUAAGACAUUGAAAAAAUGGAUUCUAUUAAAUAUGUUAAUUAUGAUAUUUAGAAUA